Nycticebus coucang (slow loris) is the source of this 1959-nucleotide messenger RNA. Its product is annotated as Golgi pH regulator A. The coding region runs from base 165 to 1532 and encodes 455 amino acids. Gene Ontology annotation, biological process: intracellular pH reduction. The record is from RefSeq and is a predicted model, not a curated record. NCBI's taxonomy places the organism in Eukaryota, Metazoa, Chordata, Mammalia, Primates, Lorisidae. Gene Ontology annotation, molecular function: voltage-gated monoatomic anion channel activity. The transcript is spliced from 14 exons. Gene Ontology annotation, cellular component: Golgi cisterna membrane.
CCGCUGAUUGGCUGGCCCGGGCGCAGCUUGAUGGCGUCGAGCUGGCGAACGGCGGUCCGGGCGGCUGCACCUGGGCGAAGGCUCCCUGUGUGAAGGGGCGGGUGGCCAGAGCGUGCGGUAGACUCGGGUGGCGGGGAGGGCCAGAGCCCUCCUUACGCCUCGCCAUGAGUUUUCUUAUCGACUCCAGCAUUAUGAUUGUCUCCCAGAUACUAUUUUUUGGAUUUGGGUGGCUUUUCUUCAUGCGCCAAUUGUUUAAGGACUAUGAGGUGCGUCAGUAUGUUGUACAGGUGAUCUUCUCUGUAACUUUUGGGUUUUCUUGCACCAUGUUUGAGCUCAUCAUCUUUGAAAUCUUAGGAGUAUUGAAUAGCAGCUCCCGUUAUUUUCACUGGAAAAUGAACCUGUGUAUAAUUCUGCUAAUCCUGGUUUUCAUGGUGCCUUUUUACAUUGGCUAUUUUGUUGUGAGCAACAUCCGAUUAUUGCACAAACAACGACUAGUUUUUUCCUGUCUUUUAUGGUUGGCCUUUAUGUAUUUCUUCUGGAAACUGGGAGAUCCGUUUCCCAUUCUCAGCCCAAAACAUGGCAUCUUAUCCAUAGAACAGCUCAUCAGCCGAGUAGGUGUGAUUGGGGUGACUCUCAUGGCUCUCCUUUCUGGAUUUGGUGCUGUCAACUGUCCAUACACUUACAUGUCCUACUUCCUCAGGAAUGUGACUGAUACAGAUAUUCUAGGCCUGGAACGGCGACUGCUCCAAACCAUGGACAUGAUCAUAAGCAAAAAGAAAAGGAUGGCAAUGGCACGAAGAACUAUGUUCCAGAAGGGGGAGGUGUAUAACAAACCAUCAGGAUUCUGGGGAAUGAUAAAAAGUGUUACUACUUCAGCACUGGGAAGUGAAAAUCUUACCCUUAUUCAACAGGAAGUGGAUGCUUUGGAAGAACUAAGUAGACAGCUUUUUCUGGAAACAGCUGAUCUAUAUGCUACCAAGGAGAGAAUAGAAUAUUCCAAAACUUUCAAAGGGAAAUACUUUAAUUUUCUGGGUUACUUUUUCUCCAUUUACUGUGUUUGGAAAAUUUUCAUGGCAACCAUCAAUAUCGUUUUUGAUCGAGUUGGGAAAACUGACCCUGUCACAAGAGGCAUUGAGAUCACUGUGAAUUACCUAGGAAUCCAAUUUGAUGUGAAGUUUUGGUCCCAACACAUUUCCUUCAUUCUUGUUGGAAUAAUCAUCGUCACAUCCAUCAGAGGGUUAUUGAUCACUCUUACCAAGUUCUUUUAUGCCAUCUCCAGCAGUAAGUCUUCCAAUGUCAUCGUUCUCCUAUUAGCACAGAUAAUGGGCAUGUACUUCGUCUCCUCAGUGCUGCUGAUCCGAAUGAGUAUGCCUCUAGAAUACCGCACCAUAAUCACUGAAGUCCUGGGAGAACUGCAGUUCAACUUCUAUCACCGUUGGUUUGAUGUGAUCUUCCUGGUCAGCGCACUCUCUAGCAUACUUUUCCUCUAUUUGGCUCACAAACAGGCACCAGAGAAGCAGAUGGCACCUUGAACUCAUGCCUACUGUAGACUAUUAAAGGUGUCAGAACUUGGAUAUAAGAGGUGGGAAAAAAGGAGGGGACCAAGGUCUAAUAUUUUUUAAACAAUGCUAUGGUAGUAUAUUUCACCCUACAGCAUACUCCUUUCUCAGAUGAUACUGUGAACGUAAGUAACAGCUAGAACAUGAAGCUAAGUAACUUAGGCAGUACUCAGCAGAGAGCAUCCUGCAUAGAUUUAAGGCUGGCGUAGCUCAUGGACGGGGGAAACGGGGGCAGAAGAGCCAAGAAACUAGUGGGGGAAAAUACACUGGAACUCUGGGGCAAGAGGUAUCCAUGGGAGCUGGGCCAAACACAUAGAUUUCUGUUUUAAGUCAAGGUUCACAUGGAAAAGGUCAUGGCUUUCCCUUGAGAUUGUCAGUAAAAAAAUCAAAGAUUAUAACA